Messenger RNA from Meloidogyne enterolobii, 238 nucleotides. Lineage: Eukaryota; Metazoa; Nematoda; Chromadorea; Rhabditida; Meloidogynidae. The record is from the annotation of a GenBank genome assembly.
UAGAGAGAAUGAGUAGAGAGAAUGGGAGGAGAUCGAGGAUCAUACCUGCACAAUCGCGCCUAAAGAUUUGGAGGACGUGCAGGUCUGACAGGGACCGAAUUGAGGAAAGUAAAACUCUCGGUUUCGUGUUUCGUGUUUUUCGUGUAGUUUCGUUUAUUUUUUGUUUCAUGUUCAAUUCUAGCGAUGUUUGAGACUCUCGGUCUCGGUUCCCGAGUCGGGAAAUUUCACGGGUUUUUUG